AAGAUGUCUUGCUACGACCUGUGCCCACCCAAGACCAGCGUUGCUGUCCCACAGCCCAUCGCUGAGAGCUGCAACGAGCUGUGUGCCCGGCAGUGUCCCGACUCCUCAGCCUUCAUCCAGCCACCGCCUGUGGUCGUCACCUUCCCCGGCCCCAUCCUCAGCUCCUUCCCCCAGCAAGCCGUGGUGGGCUCGUCCGGAGCACCGGCCUUUGGAGGCUCCCUGGGGCUGGGGGGCCUCUACGGUUCUGGUGCCACGCUGGGCUCGGGGGGCCUCUGCACCUUUGGCAGACCCUAUGCUUCUCCUGCCUACAGCCCUUGUGCCUUGCCCUGCUACAGCAGGAAGCUGUGGGACACCUGUGGGCCCUGCUAAAUG
This is a messenger RNA of Opisthocomus hoazin, 372 nucleotides long. NCBI's taxonomy places the organism in Eukaryota, Metazoa, Chordata, Aves, Opisthocomiformes, Opisthocomidae. The record is from RefSeq and is a predicted model, not a curated record.